This is a messenger RNA of Sipha flava (yellow sugarcane aphid), 1151 nucleotides long. RefSeq lists its product as uncharacterized. NCBI's taxonomy places the organism in Eukaryota, Metazoa, Arthropoda, Insecta, Hemiptera, Aphididae. The record is from RefSeq and is a predicted model, not a curated record. The transcript has a single exon. Bases 25 to 1041 code for a protein of 338 amino acids.
GCCGCGAAGACAAUCGAAGCUAUCAUGUCGCGCGCGAAGCACAUAGCCGCAACGUUGGCGUGCGCGUUGGCCGCGACCAGUUGGCGGUGCUGCGACGGUGCCGCGCUGACGGCCACGCCUGGCGAUGACACCGACCGCGUGGACCCGGCCGCCAAGUACGACGCGAACUUGGAGUUUCUGAAGAACGUGGCGAGGCACGACGCGUUGUGGGCACCGGUGCUACGCGAGAAGGUGAAAGUGACCGGCACGUUGACCGAGCACGUGAACCGGUACACGACAACCGAGAAGCUGAACCCGGUCGUCGAAGCCGUGGACCCGUUCCUGGAACUGGUGAAGGUGAUGAAGUCCAACGCGUUGGUGGGCACGAAGGUGUUGUUCACGGUGGUCGCCAUUCGCAACGCGCUCGCGUGCACGGUGCUCAAGCACCUGUCCAUCCAAGCGUUGGCGUUGCAUCGGCUGAUCCUUGCGAACCACCACGUGGUGGCCGUUCCGCACGUGACCCGGUGGCUGGAGCACAUGGUCCGUCUGGUCUUGAACAAGCUAGCCGCGCUCGGGUACCGGUUGCCGAUAGUGGCUCAAGCCCAUCAUCACAUAACUAUGCUGCUGUUGCCGAACGCGGACCCCAAAAACAACGAUCUGUACAAAAUGGCCACGGAUAUGUACGCGGAGAUUGAGAACAGGUGUGCGGCCCCUACCGAGGGCCACUACUGGACAGUGGUACAGGAACUGAAGCACGAGCGAACGGUGGACGAACUCUAUUACUUGCAAGCGCAGUUGAAGGAUAAGAACAUUGCGGGCUUGGAAGACCUGGACCGCAUCGAUCAGAUAGUCAAGUAUAACGGUGAGCUAGAGCUGAAAGACGAAGACAUACGGAAGGAUUGGUUGGAAAAAAUGGGACCCACAGACCUCAGGAAGCUGGCUACUAUCAACCGGAUCCAGAUGAACUAUCUGAUACUCAAUCUGCCGAUCAACGCAUUAGUUGAGACCCAGUGGAGCAACCUUUUCAAACUCAAGGCGCUGCACGCCGAAGUCGCCACCUGACCACCUUAUCGUGGUGUGACAAUUCGGGUUCAGUUUUCUGGUACCGGUCCAAUGGUGUAGGAAAAUAACUUUAUAUUGCAUUCGCGUAUAAAUAAAAAGUGUUUAUUUUA